Opisthorchis viverrini is the source of this 711-nucleotide messenger RNA. RefSeq lists its product as hypothetical. The transcript has a single exon. Bases 1 to 711 code for a protein of 236 amino acids. The record is from RefSeq and is a predicted model, not a curated record. Gene Ontology annotation, molecular function: protein binding. NCBI's taxonomy places the organism in Eukaryota, Metazoa, Platyhelminthes, Trematoda, Opisthorchiida, Opisthorchiidae.
AUGCAACAAAACCCGCUUGUUGCUGGGUCAGAAGGAUUAAAGCUGCUGGAUGCCCUGGACGGUACUGUCAUCUCUGUUGCAUUGACUAGCGUUGUUGGAGGACCACGUAGUCUGUGUCCCUUGCCAGCCAUUGAUGGUAGAAUCAUCUCCGGUGGAACUGAAGGUCUGCUGUAUACAUGUAGUUUGGACCACACCAAGUGCAGCCCAGUACCGAAUAAGGAAGUCCGUCGAUGUUUCGUCAGUUCAAAGUUGCAGCCUGCGCAGAAAACUAUCAUCGCCCUCGUCAUCUCCCCGGAUGAUCAUAACUUGCUUAUCGCAGGCUGUCGUGGCGGAACGGUCAAAGUGCUGCGUACAAAUUCUCUUCUUACAACCUUUCAGCAGUUCUCUGUGCUCAAUCCGACCAUCGCGGGGGAAAUUUCCAAUCCUCAACAGUUGACUGGCAUGUGUAUGGCAUCAGGACCAGAUUGGCUCUCGUCUUUGGAGGCCCCCGCCAACCUACUAGUUCGGAUCAAUCAAAGUUCAAUACGGAAGAUAGAUCAAGAUCGCCAAACAAAACAUUGUGUCUCAUUGGACCGCUUAAGCACCAUUUUGGAUGACAUUUGGAUGACUUGGUUCGAAUUCGCCUCCCUUCCACAAACGAACGCUACGAUUUAUCUCACCACUGGGCCGGCAUCUACAUGGAUUUUUAUGAAAUGGCUAGUGGUAUUGUAG